Molecule: messenger RNA, 1876 nt
Organism: Monopterus albus (swamp eel)
Lineage: Eukaryota; Metazoa; Chordata; Actinopteri; Synbranchiformes; Synbranchidae
Product: probable G-protein coupled receptor 34
Exons: 4
Coding region: 269-1372 (367 amino acids)
Biological process (GO): G protein-coupled receptor signaling pathway
Cellular component (GO): membrane
Molecular function (GO): G protein-coupled purinergic nucleotide receptor activity
Source: RefSeq, a predicted model, not a curated record
CUGGGAGAGAAGAGGGGGUUGACCACAGAUUCAAAUUUGAUCUAUGUGCAACAUCACCGCAUUCUUCACUUCAGCAUUUCUCUCUCUGCAACAACACAGCUGGUGACACAACACGCCUCACUGCUGCACAGAUGAUAGCCAGAGGAAGGAGAAGAGACACAGACUAUGAUUUUCAUUUGAACCUAUAAUAUUAGGCACAUGCACAAAGAAGAAAGAGUGAAUUCUCUUUGGACUUCAAUGACUAGGGCUGAACAUCACAAAAAGCAGCAUGACAGCAAACUUCUCCAUUACAUCUGUUGCAGCCACCUUCCACACCCCAAACAGCUCCACUCUUCUCACCACCCUGAACUCUGAACCCCACUGUGUGGACCAUGGGGCACUGCAGAGCCCACUGGCAGUGCUCUACUCUAUAAUCUUCAUCCUGGGUCUCGCUGGGAACCUAGCGUCUUUGUGGGUUUUCUUCUGUGUUCACACUAAGAAGAACUCUGUGCGGGUGUUUCUCAUAAAUGUAGCUUUUGCAGACUUGCUACUGGUGGUAUGUCUGCCAUUCAGGAUACUCUAUCACAGCAAAGGCAAUGUGUGGCACCUGCAUCCUACCUUUUGUAAAGUAGUGGGCAACCUCUUCUACAUGAAUAUGUACAUCAGUGUGGUGCUGCUGGGGCUGAUCAGCGUGGAUCGCUACCUGAAGAUCCAUCGAGAUGCAGAGAUGCCGCGCAGACUGCAGAACACGAAGUGGAGCGUUGCCCUCUGCACAGCGGUCUGGACUACAACCUUUGUCGUGAGUUUGGUGCUCCUGAUGUCAAACAGUCAGUCACAGCAGUCACAGUUGAACAGGUGUUUCCACUACAAGCAGCUUAUGAAUGAGAAGUGGAAAGCCUACAUCAACAUCUCCGUGCUGGUUGUCUUCUGGCUGGUAUUCAUCUCUCUCAUUGUGUCUUACGGGAAGAUCGCCCGCAAACUUCAGAAAAGAUCCCAAGAGAAACCAGACCUGCCCAACGCCGCCUGCUACACUCGAACCGCCAAGAAGUCCUUCUUCAUCCUCUUUCUCUUCACAGUCUGCUUUGUCCCUUAUCAUAUAGUCAGGGUGUUCUACAUUAAAACCCAGAUCACAGACACCUCAUGUCACUGGAGAAGUGUGGUAGACAAAGCCAAUGAAGUGGCUUUGCUCUUGUCUGCCUUCAACAGCUGCCUGGAUCCUGUGAUGUACUUCCUGUUGUCCUCUUCGGUGAGGAAGCAGGUGCUGCGCCUGGUGAGCAGCGUGUUGUGCUUGCGAGUCUCUGCUGGAGUCAGCGGGAGCAGCUCCUCGGCUGAGACCGAAGGCACGAAUAGAAGGGCUGGCAGAAGACAAAUAUCAGCUUACUCAGCAGUUUGAGGGAGAACACAUGUACUGAAAUCACCCUGGCUACGUGGUGACAGCAUCAUCGUCCCUCCCGCCGGGGGAGGAGGCAGCAGCGUUGAUGGCCUCUCUCCUCCACAUGGGUUUGGCACUGUCACAAGAGGUGAUGAUGGUCUGGAUUUGUGUUGGUGACAACACAGAAACCACACAGAGGCAAAUAAUGCAGGAAGUAGUUUUACCACAGCCUGUUUCACCAAUAGUUACAAAUGUACCAGCCUCUGUUUCCAAUGUUAGUUAAACUACUAAUGGCGUCCUUUUGUUAAAGCUUGCUAUGUUAACUGUGUCACACCGCUAACCAUCCCCCUUUAAGUCACAACUCUCUGUUGAGCUACAUGCUGAUGUAACAGCAGCCUGGAGUGUACUGUGCGGUGCAGGUGGUCACUGAUACAGGAUUUCUGAGAUUAUUUUUAAAAAUCUGAUAAUGAUGUAUUAACUGAUGAGAAUUUUCUUGCACAAUCCAUAACAUGAAUAAACAUUUUA